GUUCUUGCGUUGCUCUUGAAUCAGGCAAAAAAUGUCAGUAACGACGUCGGAGACUGAAUUUUACUGAAGAAUAAAAUUGUUAUAACCUUGGGAGAAAACCUAGACAAGGAAUCGUGACUUGGACGUAGUCGUCUUUUUUAUGGCGUGUGUCGUAUUUGUAAUCUGACUCGCCUUCCUUGUUUAGGUUUCUUUUAUUUCCAUCUCUUUGGUGUUUGUUUCCUUUUCUUUUCUUUUCUUUAUCCUCUGUUUUUGAUUUUUUUUUUUAGUUUUCCUCGAUUUGAGAAUAAUCUUGUAAAUCAGGAAAAUUUGAAUGAAAAGUGAAGCGUGUUAGACACAUAAUGUCUCUUCCUAUAGGUGAGAAAAUUCCAGACAUUCUGCCCUUAAGCGGGAUGCUUGUUUAUUUCCCCGCUUUUCUAGUAACAAAGUGCGAAACACCUGUCAGGAUAGCCCGUUCUGGGCGUUCAGCUAGUUAGCGAGCUGCGCGAAAACGAUCGAAAGACAAUAAAAGGGAAAGAGUACUGCGCCAUGUUGUCUCUCUCACCGUUUCUCGCGCCAACCUAACUGACCGGAAGUCGCCUAUAUGCCUUAGAGUUGGGACAACAAUUAUUUUCAUUGUGUUCAUUUCUCGUUUUUUUUUUUUCUUUCCUGCGAUAGUUUGCCGCCGGUUUUCCGCUCGGAAAUCGUCUGUUUAAUGUCGCUUUUUCCUUUUUUACCUCAGUGAACUUUUACCUUCACCUUGCCGCUUUUACCUCGAUCAAUUUUACACAAAACGUUCGUGCCAAGAAUUCUAAUGCCCAGAGCCGACGGAUUAAAGUUCCGCAAUAUUACUCAAAAGAUGCGAAUAGUCCUUGAAAUUGAUUGAAUUAAAAUUUUUGUGAACGGUGGUUAAUUAUAAGAGAGUUUUCAAAAACGUUCAAAAAUAGUGCACAUAUUUUGGGAGAAUUUGUGACGUUAUCAACCUACAUUUUUUGCUUUUUAUAAAGAUGGUUUUAAUAAAAAGGUGCUCGCAACUUAAAGCAACUUUUUGGAAAAUUUUAACGAUAGAAGUGAUAACUUACCAUUUUUUGUUGACCUUUGGACUAUGCGAGAACGGCUUUUUAAUGAAAUUAAGGGCAUACGUCUAUCCUCUCAUUUAUCUCUUUGAAUGUCUUCCAAAUCGCUCUAAAUGUGUCAAGACCGACCACCCAAGGUGAACGGAUUUAGCUGAAAUUCUGUCUUCUUGCCAUGUUUAAGGCCGUGUUCGGGAUGACUUGUAGCAAAUGUUAUGUCGCAAAAUCGCUAACUAUUUCUUUUUCACGUGGAAUUUUCAUGAAUGUGGUCAGUUUCGUUCAGAAAUUGGCCGUCUAAACCGCAAAAUGACAUAGUCUUCAUUCUAAGUCAAACCCUUUUCCGUCGUACUUUCCAGCCUUUUUACGAUUAAUGACGGAAUAAUUGUCCAAAAACAAAACAUUUCCUUCUCAAAACAAAAGAUUCCGAAAUUUUGUAGGUGGAGCGCUGGGGGUUACAAAUCAGGAAGGAAAUAGGCCCUUCUCUUCCAUGUCUUGGACGUAGUUUUGUUUUGAAAUUUCAACUCGAGGAGUCCUGUUGCGGAAACUUCGAUGUAUACAGCAUUACAAGUUUGAUCUGUGGUCGAAUUUCCGGAAGGGGCGGUUUUAGGAAAUUGGUAAAUCUAUCCAUUUAACUGUAUCACUUGUAAACGGCGUGUACAUGCAUGCUAUAUAGCUUAUUUAAGAACCUGAAACCCCCUCUGACUUGCCAAAGCCAGUGAUACAACUGACACAGAAAACACUCAACGCCAGGCAUUUGUAGUGUUACCUCUGGAAGCGAACGGAACUUGAUGAAAUCGCCGAGUGAAAUGGCGUCUGUGGUGGUGAAACUCUUCUACGUUCUUAGCGCCUUCAGCAUCCAAGGCAACUUUGCGCAGGUGGGAAAUGGUUCGUCAGAAGCUUGGCAAAAGCGCGUCAGCACAACAGUAGCCUUACUGCAAAACAACCCAUGCAGGGCGCUCUCUAAAGGAUCUCAAUGCGAUUCCUCCACUUUCGCCAAUCUGGAUACGCGGACCGUGCGGUUGUACACGGCACAAGGCCAAAAAAAGUCAAAGCUGAGAGUCAUGCUAACGGAGGGAAAACGCCGGCGCCUGACAAAGCACUCCCACCGUAACGACACAUACGAUGCCGUCUUCGUCCUAGAUCCCUAUCCCGACGCAAACUUCGGCCAUAUUGUGUUCAUAUUUCUCGUAGAUUUCGACGUGAAUCAGACCGUCUGUAACAGGAGAUUGAAUGGAAUUCAUGUCUUCACUGGACGUGACGAAUGUAUUCGGAGGGCAGAGAAGAGGCAUUGUAGAAACUUGCUCCAUAUGCGAGUCAAAUGCGAAAUCAACUUCAUUCCCCUUGUUUAUUCGAAAGAAGAUGACACUCGAACACAGCUUCUUGAAUGCCAGCAUAGCCUUAAGAUGACGUCCUUUGCAAGCUGUGGCGUAAAAGAGCACUUCCCUCUACCUUGCAGCGACAACUCCGCGCACUGCUUGCUCGGGAAUGACGGAGCUCGCCCCGAACCUCCAAACCGCUGUACCUACGACAUGUGCGAUUAUGGAGUCUUGAUCUCAGGCGGUUGGGAUCCAUUCACAAGUCGGCCGCGCUACCGAAAUAACCUGCGCAAUGUUUGGAAAUUGCUGCAUUCAGUUAUGCGGUACAAGAAGGAGAAUAUCAUCACGUUCUUUGGGCAGGGCCAAAAGGAUGAACUUGCCCUUCAUCAAAGAGACAAGUCUUACGCAGUGAACAGCGCUAUAACGGCCAAAGAAUACAUCAAGAAGUUAUGUGGGUCAUCGCUGUGUGUCGAUACGGCCACGCUUUACUUGACCGGUCCCUCCAAGAGUGAUGGCUCUCUCCUGUUUUGGGACAACGGCAAUGGGCUCACAGACGACUCUGAACUUUACUCCCCUAGGGAGCUCUUAGAGGACGUGAAAAACUGCUCGGCUAAGCGUCUGUUUAUCGUCGCCGACUACAGUUAUUCUGGUGCUAUGAUCAACAAAAUUAAGAGCAGAAUGGAACGGCAUCCCGCACUUUACCGGAAUCUCGUGGCCAUUUCGUCGACCUCGUGGAACCAAUCUUCUUGGCGGAGCGACUUCACAGAGGCUUUCGUCAAGCACAGUAAAGAAGGAAUGACUACAAAAUGUGUGACAGACGUUGUCGAGGAGAUUAAGAAACGGUUCCAAGCCUCUGGCUCUCAAUCUACUCCUCACUUUGAGACUGGGGUCAAUUUCAACGCAACUUACACGACGCUGAAUGGCAGAAGCUGCAAUGAGACAUGGCCCGAAGCUAAGGCCGCAAGUGCUUGCAGUUUAUUAACACGAGACCAGUGGGAUCCAAGAAAUCUCAAUCGAAACUGAGCGUGAUUGCUUCAAAUAGCUGUGAAUACGGUAUCAGGUGUCCAAGCUGAAAUCAAAUAGAGUAGAAACCACAGGACUUAGAUCGGACAUUUUUGUUUUACAUAUUUAUUACUUAUUUUUGAACAAACAAUUGACUUUAGAAUUUCUCGCUGGAGUACGUUUAGAGGGUAAUUUGCAUUAAAUGCGUCACUCGUACGUUGAACUUAGAGCAGAUAUGAUUUUUGUUUUCCUUGUUGAAAAUAUUUUGCCUCGGCGGGCUGAUAUCGAGAAUGGAGUCCUGAAUUGAUCAAGCGAAAUAGCGCAUUAUUUUUAGUGUCUCGUUCAGUAACACUAUAAUUUUUAAUGUAUAAAGUAGAAAGAGUUUACGUUUUAAAUGAUUUAUUACGGAAAAGUAGAGCAGAGACAUUUAGCAACGUUAAAUCUUGAACACAAGGAAAGUUUGUAGGUAGUAAAGUUAAGUAUAUAUUUAAACAAAGAGCUAAAUUUCAGCUAACCCGGGUAGAAGUUUUAUCAGUCAAAAACGAACCUUUUGUAAAAUACUUGCCACGACUUUGUUAACUUGCAAGCGGAAAGGCCUUCCAGUAGCCAAGAAAAUGAGCUGCCAAUGCGGAAAGAUUCAACUUGUGAGCUUACGGACAGUUCAGUCAGAGGUUAGUAAUUCCAUGGUAUGGAAUGGCGCUUUUCUGGCUCGCGUGGAAUGCUGUUCAAUGUACCUUUGGAAUAGCGCCGAUAUUCGUUUUGAAAUCUGCAGUGAUUUAUAUAUUGAGCUUUUUGGAGCAUGAAGAGAUAAAUAUUUGGGUGAUUAGUUGUAGGAAUGAAAAAGGCGGGGUAUUUGGAGAGGGUGUUUUAUUUUUUUUUAUUUUUUUUUAUUUUUGUCGCUGCGGAGUUUAAAUGUAACGAGGCUUUUUAUGGCCGAAAAAUAAAUAUUGCUCAGCUAUUCAAAACGCGCAAUUCGUCACAUAAUUGAAAACAAGUGAAGCAAUACUGGAGAAGUGCUGUAUAUGUAAGAUACCGGUUGAAUAGGUUAAACAGGGUAGUGGAUAUCACAGAUACCGCGUUUUUUCGGUCGUGAGACAGGUCACUUGUUCCCAGACGAGUUCAACUGUAGUGUACUUUAAACCACUUGUGCGCCAGACAACCAAGAAAAAGAAUAGCUUUGAACGUCUCAACUGGCGCCAAAUAUUGAUAACCUAAGGAACCGUGUAAAUAUCAGGAAUUAUUUUUUGUCGUCGGGCUCCAUUAUUCAGAGCCGCUUAGAUAUUCUCCCAAAACGGCGGUCGCCUUUAUCGGUUUGGGCGUGUUUGCCGGUGGUAUUGAAAUACAAUCUGUCCGACGGCCAUUAUACCCGAAAAUGGCGCAUAAUUUUCGUGUUACUUAUCGUAAACAAAUUGCCACACCCGUGUAGUUUCAGAACCUCUUUUGGUACAAAUCCUCGCCUCGAUCUCUGAGCUUUAUAAGCCUAUGUUUUAGAUAUUACUGCUGUAUCAGAGAAUGAUCUAGAACAAAAUAUUUGUCUUCCAUUUGGAGAUACUUGGUAAUACGUCUUUUUUUUUUUGAAACGACACAAUCGAUAAUACUAGUAAAGUAAGUGAAGUUCACAUAAAGAACACUACGAAGAGUCGCCAACUGACAAAGCGAGAACUGAACGUAAGAAGAGAAAAUGGCGUCGCGAGUUUCCUUCCUUCGAUCUCUCGUUUUCUUUUCGCCUCUCGCUUGAUAUUCCAUGUUGGGUUCGUGCUACUGUUCGGAGUGUAUGUAUCUCGGAGCGAUAAAAUAGAAAGUAAGCCAGUGUAAACAGUGUAAAUAUAUUAAAUAAUAAAUGUUUAGUUUGA
Orbicella faveolata is the source of this 5220-nucleotide messenger RNA. RefSeq lists its product as uncharacterized. NCBI's taxonomy places the organism in Eukaryota, Metazoa, Cnidaria, Anthozoa, Scleractinia, Merulinidae. The record is from RefSeq and is a predicted model, not a curated record.